This is a messenger RNA of Prorocentrum cordatum, 5613 nucleotides long. Lineage: Eukaryota; Dinophyceae; Prorocentrales; Prorocentraceae. The record is from the annotation of a GenBank genome assembly.
AUGUCGGCGUACGACGACAGCAACGUUGCCGACUGGCUGCUGGCGUUCAAGAUCCAGAACGGCUUCCUGGAGGAGGUGAAGAACAACGAUAUGCGGGAGACUCGCUCAGACCCAGGCGAUCUGUUCUACCCCGAACCUUCGCUUCACGGCCACACCGCGGGGCAGACGGUCUAUUGGGCCACCAGGGACGCCGCCUACGGCAUGAAAGGCACCGUCGUCCGUGGGAGCAGCCGCUUCAACGAGGCUUCGUUGUUGGUAUCGUUCAAGGGCGAGAACUACCACGUCAAGCUGGACGCCUUGUCCACGCGCCGCCAAGUGAGAGGCCCCUUUCGGGGGGGUCGGGCGGCCGGCUCGCCAGUCGCGGAGGCCAGCGAUGGCGGGGAAGUUCCCUCGCCGCGGCUCCACGGCUACGCCGUCGGGACAACUGUAUUCUGGAACGUCAAGAAGCGCCGGCUGCUUGGGCCCCGGAAAGGUGAUUCCAUGCACGGCAUGAAGGGCGUAGUCGUCGGCGAGAGCGACGAGUUCACGGAACCGUCCCUGCUCGUGGCGUUCAAAGGCAGGGACUUCCACGGCAAAGUAAACGCCAUAUCCAGAAGGCGCCCAAAGAAAAGCCCCCGUGCGACGUCACCCUUCGAAGUUGCCGACGCCAGCAGUACUGCAACCGCUGGCUGGUACGAGGAGAGCGACGACGCCUCGCCGCAGGUUGUCGGCGUCGGUGACGCACCCAGUGCUGCUCAAAGAGGGCGACGUGCGGCGGCGGGCACUGGGCUGCCUCACAUCACGAUCGGCACGCGGCUGCUCUUCGUGGCACUGCUCGACGCUGUAUGUGGGCCCAUUAGCAUGCGCAAGGCGCCGUUCGCAAAUGUGUGUAUCAAAAAGAACUUACGAAACCUUGGAUACAAAAUUGCGAUUGAUGAGGACGGGCCCUACUAUGCUCUGCGCGACGGCAACCGCUUCCUCGAGCCGUUCGGGAAGGCAUUAAAGUACGUCCAAGGUCCCCGCCCCGAUGCGUUCCCAAUGAAGUACGUGGUGCACGUACACGGCUAUCAUUUCAUAGCCGUGAAAACGUUCGAGGAUGGGUAUGAUGUUAUCGACGACAAGGAGUUGCUCCAUUUUGACGAGAAUAUUGGCGCCCUCGUUGAAGCAUUGGGACCUGAUGCGACCUGGUAUGCCGUCACCGACGCCUCCGAGGUUUCCGAAGGCACAGACGAGUCGGAGCCACAUCCACGGGAUUCGGGGGGGAGUUCUCGUUGCUCCAGCGACGCGGGCCUGUGGCCCAACGGUGCCGCGAGUGCUUCUGAUCGCACGGAAGAAUCGGUAACGGAAGGGAUGAUGUUCGAUCAGCAGGCGUUUGGCGCUUAUUUGCGGCGUCUCGACGACGAGGGCGAUGCGUCCGACGCUGACCAGAGUUCGUCUGCUCCGGAUGACGCUGACUCAGAGUCCACCGACGCCCCAGUGCUUUCCGAUGGCACAGAGAGGUCGGAUGCCGAUUCACUGGGCGACCCGCAUCGGGGGGAGCCGCAACUGCGGCAUCCGCGGCCCGUCCGUUGCGGCGAUCUGGAAGACGUCGACAGAUGGGGCGGCAUGGACUCAGGGGAAUUGUAUCCCGACGACGCCAGGCGACGCAUUCUGGAAAAAUGGGAGCCUGCGAAGUACAGGCGCCUUCAGGGAUUACCAGGGCCAGCAUUGCAGGCGGAAGUCGAGCCCGACGGGGGCGACGUGAGAGAAGCAGCGAAGAGAAUCGUCGCCAAAACAGACGAACUGCUACAAGCAUGGGACCCCCAGCCCGCUGGCGCCGAAUAUUACUGCAUGAGACUUCUGACUAUGUGCGCCACGGGGACAUCGCAUUGGAACGCGAACAACGACCUCCUCGUCACCCGCAUCGCCGCCCUGAUCUUGUCCGACGUCGUCGCCCACACGGACGGCGUUUACAUUUGCAAGCAGGGCUCGUUCGGUCGGUCCGAGGAGAUCCCGACGACUCAUAUGUACAGAGUCGAAUCGGUCCUUUCAAUGACACAAGUGAUGCUCGUAAAACUCAUGAAGGCAAACGCCUUGCGCAACGUUGAUACCGUGUUCCAGUUUUUAGAGAGCGACGUGGGGACUUGGGCGUCUGGGGACCCCGUAUGCUCUAUCGAUUUACAAGGCAAGAAAGAUGGCGUGGCUGCGUGGGCGCACGACGCGCGCAAGGGGCUCAGAGACAUCGUCGGCCGAUUUACAGGCAAGAUGCAGUCUGAGAGGCUCGUUGAGCUGCUCGGUUCCUGGACCCACGUGCCCAAGCCAGAGGCGCCGUUCGUUUCGGUUGCUUUCGAGGAUUGCGCCAUCAAGAUCGACGACGGCGCCUCGAGCGCUGCCGAGGGGAUCGUCCAGAUUCCGAAGAAGAGAGAAAACCUAUGUUACUUCGGCAUCCCAAUGCAGAUUGUCCCCGCCCCACCGCAAAGCGUCGUUGAACGGCUAGCGCUCUUCCUGGCAACUUCUUUUGCGGGCAGCGAGGCAGGCCGCGAGAUGGAUCUCGCCAUGGAGGCGCUUGCGUGGAUGGGGCUCCCAACUCCUCCUGUCAUGGUCAUGCUGACGGGAAACGGGGGCAAUUCGAAGUCGGCGAGAACAGUGUUGCGGAACAGCGUGUUCGGCGGGCAUCACGCCGUCUUGGCAGCUGACGUCUUCCAGGAACCGCAGGAGUGCAGGAAGCAGGGCGGGCAGUUCGCGUUCGCCAAGUGUCUCACCGUCCAAGAAUGCGCGGCUGGCAUUGCUUUAUUAGAAGAGAUCUGGAAAAAGUUCGUAUCCGGGGAAUUUAUGGCGUGCAGGCCUCUGUUCGGCAAAACCACGCAAUACUAUAGAUGGUUGACGUGCGCCAAGUUCUGGGAGACGAACAGACAAUUCCCACGUAUUAACGGCGAUUAUAAAAGAUUUCAUGAGCUCCGCUCCAUUUGGCGGCGUUUGAGGGUCGUGCUAUUGAAAUCUGUAUUCACUAGCAACCCUGGCUCGAUCGACGUCGACGAGGCUGUGUUUCGUGAAGAUGCUGACUUGAUGGCGUUUUUGGAGGGCGACCAGACCCGCCUCGCUUACAUCAAGUUCUUCCUGUGGCCGUUCAUUCAGGAAUACACUGCCAGCCGAUGCCGCCAGGUGCUCUUGGACCCAGAUCAGUCGAUUGUCGAAGAAACGCGAAGGGUCGUCGCUCAGAUGGCAAACGGCGGCCUCGAGGUACCAGCCGAGUUCAUCACAGAGGCCGAAAACAGGGCGCAACUUGAUGCAGCCAGAGGGAUCGUCGAAGCUGCUCAUAGAGAUGCAGCGGGCAAGGCGACGCUGAAGCUGUACCAAGUCAACGCGACGUGCAAGUCCGUGCCUGGCGCGUACAGGCCUGGGGCCAAGGGAAAAGCGACCCGACUUGACAAUCUCAUGGGCGCCAUCGAUCGGUGGCCUCACCUGAUAGAUGUAAACGAAGACACGAAGGAGCUACGGUUCCUGAGCAUCAAUUACGCGAAGUUCUCCGAGAUCAUGGGCAAGUACGACGACGGCGUCGCGCAGGUCAAGCAGCUUCUCGAGGCCUACCGCCUUCGCGGCAGCAGGCGCGGCGAUCGGGGGGUGCUCAAGGUCGCCUACCACCGCAAGCAUGGAAUACCUGGCAGGUGGUACGCGGCAGGCCCUGCCAUGCAAUCUUUUUCGAGCAGAGGCGCCAAGAGCAUCGCCAUGACCACGGAGAUCGGGGCUUCGGCGGGCGGCGACAUGAUAUUCGUUGACGUAGAUAUAAAUAACUGCUGUUGCACCAUUCUCGUCAACCUCCUGAGAGAAGCCGUUGCCGACAUGGAGGAUUUCCGGGUACUCGUUAGUUUCAGCGAGAACUACAAACAGCGGCGGGCGUUCAUGAUGGAAUACUUCGACAUGCCCCCGAAGGCUGCCAAAAAAACCGUGGGCAUCGUUCUGGGCAUGGACCGUUUUGGGUACUUGGCGCCCCACUUCUCGGAGAGGCCGAAUCCCCGUGGGUCUCGCAUCCACUUUGCUUUGGCCGCGGUGGAAGAAGACAUCAUGAACGACUUGGUGCGCGGAUUACCCAGUCACGUGCCGAGUUGCGAGGUCAAUGCCCUCAUGCUGGACGGGGCCAUAUUGCGGAUGCAAGAGUCGAGUUUUGAUGCUCUACUUCAGCACCUCGAGAACGUGGGCUCCAAGCACGGCGUGUCGUUCUCGACCGACAAGUUCGACAGGCUCGGCGGCGCGCCCAUUGCUUUCUCUGCAGACCUGAUGGGCAGAUUGAAAGAAGAAGUAAACGCCGCAGACCUUAGUACGUGCAAGGCGAUGGUGAUCGAGAACAUGGCGAAGAUGGAUCAACUACAAAUCAACGUUUCCUUUUUGACGGGUGCCAGGCAGCAUGGCGGCGAAGGCUACUUAGGACGCAGCGCCCAGCUUCUCCGUGAUUCCGCCGGGGUCGACAAUUUGCGGAAUGCGAACGAUGUCCGUGCUCACGUCAUCCUCGACGUUCGCGGCCCCCGCUUUGCUGUCGACGACCAGGGCAUCAGGAUUACCCGCAACUACCGCGUCACUCCCGAGUUUCUGCUCCUUGUGGCGUCCUUCAACGAUAGUCGCACGCAGAGCAAGUACUUGCGAAUUCGGGACCGCAUCAUUGAGCACUACAUAUCGCACGGUAGCGAACUGAGCUUCGCGGUGCCUACCAUGAAUACAGUGUGGGAGCAAAUUUACAAGGCUGGGGUUCAGAUCUCUGCGGCAUAUAAAAAGAAGUGCGUCGACGAGUUGAGCUUCCGCGCGAUGUCUUUCGAUUCAACAUAUAAAUACACGCUUGCUGUAGUCGGGCAGACAAGCCACGGAAAGAAGAAGGACGAUUCCGAUCGUUCUGAGUUCCACUGCGUACACGUGAUGAUCGCGGACGGCGUGCCAGUAUCUUGCAAGCCAGGGCACAGCGAAGGAGUUCCAGAACUUUCAGAUUUCAUCGAGGCAAACGCAACGCUUGCGCAAAGGCGCCAAGCGGAGAUUAUCCUUUUUGAUACACCGGAGAAGUGGGACAUGCAGAAGGCGCAGAAACUCUUUCCGAACCUAAAAUGCGUCGGCGGUGACCCUCUACACGCGUGGAUGGACUUAGUGAAGUUCAUCAAGGAGGGUGACCAGCUGAGCAGGGACUUCAAGAAAAUCGUUCUGAAGUUCAAUGGGAGACCUGCGCCGAGUCUGCAGGCGAAGCGCUACUUCGACGGGAGCCAGCCCAGGGGUCGGGCGCACGUGGAUUUCAAACCGUGCCCCUCGGAUCUUCGCAAGGCGUAUGAACGUUUGCAGACAACGGCUUACCAGGAAAAGGCUUACCUGAACCACAAGCAGUAUUGCCUUGACAUCAUGGCAGCGAUGAGCCAGAACGAGAGGUCGUGCCAGAGACCACUCACAGGCCGCAAUGCCCAGUCGACGGUCAGCGAUCUCCUCUCCAGGUACAUGGCGCCCGCAAAGUAUUUGUACUACCAGAACAUAUCCGUAUACAGAAUGAGAACGGGGCUGCCGUGCCAAUACGGGGCAACUCCUAAUGAAGCAGUCAUGUUCCAGCUGAAGGCGUACAACGCCAAUGUUUUCGCAUCGACUCGCCAGCGGUGUGAGUUCACGUUGGACUUGUUCACCUUCGGGAAG